AUGGCAAUGAGUAAGCGACAUAUCUGGGCAUUAGCAAUCAUAGUUUUGUCGAUCCUUGGUAACAGCAUACAAGUGCACGGGUUUAACUGCUCUGAAGUGAUUGUUGGUGAUUUUAAGUUUGACCUCCACCAAAUUGACAAUGAAUAUAGUGUAAACUCUACUCAUCCAGCUGAUCCGUCAGAAAAAAUCAAAGAAUUCCAUAUCAAUCCAUGUAGUCCACUAAAAUACAACGAUACCGCUGAUGCAAAGGCUCAAUGCCCGAAUGGUACUUAUGUGUGUGAAUAUGUGAAGUAUAAGUUAUAUACAAACGAAACGGUGCUGGUCAGAGUGAAGCCAAUUGCCGGAGACUAUCCAGAGGAGAAGAGAUCUGUAGAUCCACUAGUGACAUUGGGCCCAAUGGCGAGUAACGAGGAUAGGCCUUCUUCCUUUGACUUGACCUUGCAUGGUGGAAAAGUACACGACGAUGAUUACAAAGCGAAUAUAACGUUCUACUGCGACGAAAAAGAUGAAGACCCAAAAGUAAACGGCUUCGAGCAUCAUACGCUCCAAGUCGAGUGGCAUUCAUCUCAUGCAUGUGGCAUUAGAAUAUCUCAACCCGAUAGUGAAGGGAGAAGUUGGUUUAGCAAGUUUCUGAUUUUCAUCUUCGCCGUUGGAUCGGCUUAUCUGUUUGUCGGAAUAGCGUACAAUCGGCAUGUAUACAAUGCGCAAGGGUGGGAUCUGAUUCCGCAUAGGGAUUUCUGGCGGGAGGUUCCAUACAUUGCUAAGGAGUUUAUGGGCUAUGUAUUAAAUUCUCUGCGAAAAGGUGGCCGACCCGGUUAUCACCAUGUGUAA
Messenger RNA from Paraglomus brasilianum, 831 nucleotides. Lineage: Eukaryota; Fungi; Glomeromycota; Glomeromycetes; Paraglomerales; Paraglomeraceae. The record is from the annotation of a GenBank genome assembly.